AUGGACUACAAAGAGAUAUCUGAAGACAGAAUUCAAUUAACUACCUAUAUAUUAUGGUGGUUAUGGAAGAGCAGGAAUUUAUGUGUUUUUGAGAACAAAAGGAUGCCAGCAAAGAGGAUCAUUGACAAUGCAGUACAGGACUGGAGAGAUUUCCAAGAAAUACAGUACCAGUACAGCACUUAUCGUAUUUCAAAUGAUUUCAAAGACAAAAAGGUGGGGACCCUGAACGGGUAUCACAUUGAGUACGAUAUUGAUGUCAUAUGGGAUGACGAGGCCAUCAGUUUUGCCUUAGAAAUAUCCAUCAGAGUGUGCACACUUUUAGUUUCAGGUAACAGGUCGAAGAAGAGGUGUGAGUGGAGCAGUGUUGGUGUGGAUCGCAAAUCAAAAAUUCAAGCAUUCUCAUUUGUUCUGGAGGCUAUAAAGGGCAGGAUCAAUAGCUGGAGAAGUAAACUGUUAUCACCUGCAGGUAAGGAAGUUAUGAUCAAAGCUGCUUUAAGCUCGCUGUAUCUGUUUGCAAAGAAGUGGCAAGGUUAUGUGCUAACUACUGGUGGAGUAAAGAUGGUUGCUCUCCCUAAGGAUCAAGGUGGUCUUGGGUUCCAGGAUAUCAGGCUUUGCAAUGAGGCCAUUAUAAUGAAAAAAUUGUGGAAGUUAGCCACCCAGCCUAAACUUUUAAAGUGGUGGAUCUUGGCUAUGGAACUCAUGGAUGGAGAUCAAGCCCAAUGGCAGAAGCACAACUAUACUGGGAUACCCUUAGGUCCAUACAAACUGCAGAGAAUCAAAUUCAAACCAGGGGUUCAGUCUUCAUGCAACCUGGUUAAGGAUCUUGUUGUUGUCUUGAAUUAA
Striga asiatica is the source of this 843-nucleotide messenger RNA. Lineage: Eukaryota; Viridiplantae; Streptophyta; Magnoliopsida; Lamiales; Orobanchaceae. The record is from the annotation of a GenBank genome assembly.